This is a messenger RNA of Spinacia oleracea (spinach), 3517 nucleotides long. RefSeq names its product protein CHROMATIN REMODELING 25. Gene Ontology annotation, biological process: double-strand break repair via synthesis-dependent strand annealing; reciprocal meiotic recombination. The transcript is spliced from 21 exons. Lineage: Eukaryota; Viridiplantae; Streptophyta; Magnoliopsida; Caryophyllales; Amaranthaceae. The record is from RefSeq and is a predicted model, not a curated record. Gene Ontology annotation, cellular component: nucleus. The coding region runs from base 171 to 2975 and encodes 934 amino acids. Gene Ontology annotation, molecular function: ATP binding; DNA translocase activity.
CAACGAGUAUGAGUAUGAGUAUGAGUACCAAGACCAAUUGACUAGCUAUUUUAGGUGCGAAACUAGAAUUUUGUAACUUUUGCCGCCAAUUUUUAGGAAGAGUACUCAGUACUGCUCCCAUUCUAGACUCAAGUAUCUUCCUGUAACUGUGCUCAAUCAAUCCCGUUUUAAUGGAAGACGACGAAGAACUCGUUUGUUUGACUUCCGAUGUCUCCGAUUCAAGCGAAGAAUUUCAGAUUACCGAUGACGAGGUCGAGGAAGAUGAAGUUUUCGAAGUAGCCGAUGAAGAUUGCCACAAACAUGUCGAUUGCGUCAAAAUUGACGACAACGAUUUGAAAUCCCGAAAUGUCGCUGCGCUAAUUAGAGGAAACCUUGUUGCGGAACGACAAUCAUUGGUGCCACGAGUUCUUUCAGCAAGAAAACCAUUUAAACCGCCAUUUUCUGAGGGUUGGAGUAAAUCUAAUGCGGACUUACUCCGGCGGCUUUCGGCUAGAAAGAGAUUUGUCCCGUGGCGGUCUACAAGCGGUGAUGAGGUUCCGUUAGUGAAAUUUCAGCCUAUAGUUGUUGAUGAGGAUGAGGAGCAGGAGGAAGUUGAGAAUUUGCCUCCAGGGAUCGAGCCUUUGGUUUUGUGGCAACCUGGGGAAUCUAUGGAUGGAGGAGGGAGUGUUUUGACGCCUAUAGUUGUUAAUGACUUGCUCGUUCGAUUCCUUCGACCCCAUCAAAGAGAAGGUGUCCAGUUCAUGUUCCGAUGUGUAUCUGGGUUGCAGUCUGCUGCCAAUAUAUUCGGAUGCAUUCUGGCUGAUGAUAUGGGUUUGGGAAAAACUCUGCAAUCUAUCACAUUGCUUUAUACGCUGCUCUGCCAAGGAUUUGAUGGGACACCUAUGGUUAAAAAGGCUAUUAUAGUUACCCCUACAAGUCUUGUGAGCAAUUGGGAGGCAGAAAUUAGAAAGUGGGUACAGGAAAGAGUUAAUCUUAUUGCCCUAUGUGAAAGCAGCCGAGAGGACGUUUUAUCUGCAGUUGAAAAUUUCACAAACCCACGUAGUAAAACACAGGUAUUGAUUGUUUCAUACGAGACAUUCAGAAUGCAUGCUCCAAAAUUUAGCCGUAGUGGAUCGUGUGACCUCCUUAUUUGUGAUGAGGCUCACAGGCUAAAAAAUGACCAGACUAUCACAAACAAGGCAUUAGCUUCACUUGAAUGCAAGCGCCGCAUCUUGCUGUCGGGUACACCCAUGCAGAAUGACCUUGAAGAGUUUUAUGCUAUGGUCAACUUCACUAAUCCUGGAAUCUUAGGUCAUGCUGCACAUUUUAGGAGGUAUUAUCAGGCACCCAUUAUUAAUGGAAGAGAACCCACAGCCAGUGAUGAGGAGAAAAAAGUUGGUCUUUCACGAUCAGAGGAAUUGAGUGCCAUAGUAAAUCAGUUUAUAUUGAGGAGAACUAAUGCAUUGUUAUCCAAUCACCUACCACCAAAGAUAGUUGAAGUUGUUUGCUGCAAACUUACUCCUUUGCAGGCGGAUUUGUACAACCAUUUUAUAAAAUCAAAAAAUGUGAAAAAGGCUAUUAGUGACGGAACAAAGCGAGCUAAAAUUUUAGCAUAUAUUACAGCCCUCAAGAAGCUCUGUAAUCACCCGAAGCUCAUAUAUGAUACAAUAAAAGCUGGAAAUUCAGGCUUUGAGGACUGCUUGAGCCUUUUCCCUCCAGAAGUUUUUUCCGGAAGAUCUGGAGGGUGGAGUGGGGGUGAUGGCCUUUGGAUUGAGCUAUCAGGGAAAAUGAAUGUACUAGCACGCUUAUUAUCUCAGUUACGUCAAAAGACAGAUGACAGGAUAGUCCUAGUCUCAAACUACACCCAGACCCUUGAUCUCUUUGCUCAAUUGUGCCGUGAGAGAAGAUACCCAUAUUUGAGACUUGAUGGAUCGACCUCGAUCAGCAAACGACAAAAGUUGGUCAACUGUUUUAACGAUUUUUCAAAGGAUGAAUUUGCUUUCCUCUUAAGCAGUAAAGCUGGGGGUUGUGGGCUGAACUUGAUCGGAGGAAAUCGCCUGGUUUUGUUUGACCCUGACUGGAACCCUGCCAAUGAUAAACAAGCUGCUGCAAGAGUUUGGAGGGAUGGACAAAAGAAGAGAGUCUACGUUUACAGAUUUCUGAGCACUGGAACCAUUGAAGAGAAGGUAUAUCAGCGUCAGAUGUCAAAAGAAGGGCUUCAGAAAGUUAUUCAGAAGGAACAAGGUGAUUGUGAUAAGGGGAACGCCUUUUCAAUGGAAGAUCUACGCGAUCUAUUUACGUACAAUGGGAAUUUGAGGUCUGAGAUCCAUGACAAGAUGAAUUGUGAUCGAUGUAGAGUUUGUGAUUCAAUACAUAAUGACAUGCAUGAGAACACAGUGGAGAUCGAUGGUAUUGAACCAAAAAGUGAAGAUAACCAACCUGGCCAAAAUGCUGUUGAUAUUGGUGGGUUUGCAGAAAUUUCUGGAUGCUUGCAUUUGCUAAAAAGUUCAGAGAAACAGGUGGGGUCUCCUUCUGAAGAGGAUUUGCUCAACUGGGCUCAUCAUUCAUCUCCCACGUUAGUUCCUGACGUUCUCUUUCAAGUUGCAGCUGGUGACGAGGUCUCUUUUGUGUUUACAAACCAGAUAGAUGGGAAGCUUGUCCCUGAAGAAUCCAUGCGCCGCCCUAAAAUGCAAGGAUCGGAGGGGAGUAGGACAUCAAACAACACAAAUUGGUCAAAUUCAGAUGGAAAUCUGAAGCAGAAAUCUUUCAAGUCAUCAGAAAAACAAUCAUCUUUAUCACAUUGUGGAAAUCCAAUAAGGAAAUUGCCACUUGUAUCAACGAAGCCUAUACAAGUGGCACCUCUGAAAUCAAUCAAAAGUUCUUUAAAAGAUGUAACGAAUCUAUCAUGGAGGUCUAAGUCGCCCCUCAGCAGGCAGCUACCUCUGAAAAGAUCAUUUCUUGCUAGAGAAGGCGAUAACGUCGUGGACCUGUUAUAACUUGCUCGGGCUACAUAGCUCAAUGAGAGUGGGUUUUGGUGAUGGUUACCUUUCUGGUGGCAUUAAAUUUACAGUAUAGGGUAAAAAGGUUUCAGGACUGUAACUUUUUAUGGCGAGUUCCACCAAAAGUUGUACUUGGUCAUGAAGUCCUGCACUCCUCCUGCCUUCUUAAUUAUGGAGAUACUGGCCUCAGAUCUUAUUCACUUUUUCCCCAAAGGCUUUUCAAAGCUAGGGUUUAAGAAGGCAUAAUGACAUGGAGCACUUAGCUGAGCUGGCGCGAGACACAAAUUUAACCAGAAACCCUAGCUUGAGCUGGCGCCCCGGUGUGACAAAGAGUUGUACAUCUAAGCCUUGUGUUGUUUUCAGUGUGCACGGCAGUUGCCAAUUGGUGUAUUUAUCACUAUAUCAGUGUGCAUCUCUAUAGGCAACGUAGAGCUGAAAUGGCAACACUCAAUUGUGUUCGUUUUUCCCUCUUGCUUCCCUUAUACGGAAAAACAUUGUAGCCCAUACAUUAUACAUAUAUUAUUAUAUUGAUAUAGUCA